AUGGCAACCUUUCACCCCUUUCCCCGUCUACCAUACGAGCUGCGGAUGCAAAUAUGGGAAGCGACAGUCGAGCCUCGCGUGGUAAACUUUGAGUUCAUCUAUCAGCGCAGGUGGAGAAUACCUGCCGAGCGACCGACUUACAUCAAAUCUUCCACACCUGUACCCGCCGUGCUUCAGACCUGCCAAGAAGCACGAAAUCAUGGGUUGUACCAGAAAUGUUUCUCGGAGAUUGCUAUACCGGGGCACGGCGCGCAGUACGUGUGGGUUAAUCUCGGCAUGGAUACCAUCGACAUCGGAGAGUCCAUGUUUGAAAGUUUCAAGCCGGUCGCUCCGCUCAUUCACCGACUGAAGUUUGCACGUGAAAUGCAGUCAGAGUUCUUCUACCAUUCGGAAGUUCGAGAGGUCCAGGAUUUUGUCAAUGCGAAGGAAAUUUGGAUCGUGCCUCUAGACGGCCUGAAUUCAUGUGUUGGAGCCACGGAGGAACAUUAUUGGCCAUGUGGGAAAGACAAUGUUUUCUAUAUUGAUCCUGAUAAUCCUGAACGAGUUUUCGUAGGAAGUGAUGGAGAAGAUGAGAUUGACACGCUCUAUGGGCCAGUGGAACUGUAUCAGUAG
Alternaria burnsii is the source of this 612-nucleotide messenger RNA. RefSeq lists its product as uncharacterized. The transcript is spliced from 2 exons. The record is from RefSeq and is a predicted model, not a curated record. NCBI's taxonomy places the organism in Eukaryota, Fungi, Ascomycota, Dothideomycetes, Pleosporales, Pleosporaceae. Bases 1 to 612 code for a protein of 203 amino acids.